Closterium sp. NIES-65 is the source of this 1650-nucleotide messenger RNA. NCBI's taxonomy places the organism in Eukaryota, Viridiplantae, Streptophyta, Zygnematophyceae, Desmidiales, Closteriaceae. The record is from the annotation of a GenBank genome assembly.
AUGGCCUACGAUCGCCACAUGAACCUCGUCCUUGGGGGACUGCGAGGAGUUCCGCAAGCUGCCACCCAAAAGGGCUCCAAGGCGCCGGGAGGACGCGAGGAGCGCCGGACAUUAGGGCUACUUAUUCUCCGCGGGGAGGAGGUAGUUAGUCUUACCGUCGAAGGCCCGCCGCCGCAGGAUGAGAACCGUGGUAGAGCCGCCGGCGCAGCGGCAGGGGGACCCGGUGUUGGGCGCGCGGCAGGGCGCGGAGUUCCGACGGUUCCGCUCGGUCAAGCGCAGCCCGGCUUGGCGGGGCCCGCGCGUGGAGUGGGGGGACCGGCGCCGUCGUUGAUGCAGCCGCGCCCGCAAGUUGCGGCUCCGCCGAUCUCGUACCAGGCUCCUGGAGGCGCGGCUGGCGCUGCUCCUGGCCGUCCGCCUCCCGUCUCGUUCCCCCCGCCCGCGGGUUUCCCUGGGGGAGCUCCGCCGCGGCCGGGGAUGCCCCCCCCGCCAGGCGGAAUGCGCCCGCCCGGGAUGGGCCCUCCCCCGUCCAUGUACCCCCAGGGUCCCCCGCGCCCGGGCAUGCCUCCCCCGCCCGCCGGUUACGGUCCCCCUGGCGGUCCGCCUCCGCAAUUCCCCCCGCGCGGCCCUCCGCCAGGCGGUGCGCCGCCGAUGCACAGCAUGGCAUCUGCGGCAGCACGCAGUACAGUCACGGAAGUGGAGCUGAUUCCAGAGUUUCUCGCCACGGGCGUGCUUCCCACCCUUCCACCCCCUCCCUUCCACCCCCUCCCUUCCACCCCCUCCUUUCCAACCCCUCCCUUCCACCCCCUCCCUUCCACCCCCUCCCUUCCACCCCCUCCCUUCCACCCCCUCCCUUCCACCCCCUCCCUUCCACCCCCUCCUUUCCAACCCCUCCCUUCCACCCCCUCCCUUCCAACCCCUCCCUUCCACCCCCUCCCUUCCACCCCCUCACGCCAGCAGGGCAAAUGCAGCGGAAGCAUGGCAUCGGGUGCACGGCACAGCAGCACAGAGGUAGAGCUCACUCCCGAGGUUCUCGCCACGGGCGUGCUUCCCACGCUGCCUCGCCUUGAUCCCGCCGUUGCCAGAGCGCUUGACCGAUCCCUCUCGUUCCCUUUCCUCUCAUUCCCUCUCAUUCCCUUCCAUUCACUCCCAUUUUCUCUCAUUCCCCACCCCAUAAUCCUUUCCUCCCUCACCUUCCAAUUCCUCUCGUCCCCUCUCCCCAGAGAAUUUCGGCAGCAAGGAGCAGUGGCAGGCGGCAUCGAGUCGAGUGAAGGCGGACGAGCCGCCUCUCCUGAUGUUGCCUCAUGUCCCCCUUCCCCCUCUCUCCCCCCUCCAGAGCAACUCGGCAGCAAGGAGCAGUGGCAGGCGGCAUCGAGUCGAGUGAAGGCGGAGGUGCCGCUUCUCUCUUGUGAAAUACUUUCCACUCCUUUUUGUCCACACUCUCCUUUGCCUCCCCUCCGGACUCCAGAGAAAUUCGGAACAAAGGAGCAGCUGGAGGCAGCAUUAAGCAGAGUGAAGUUCGAGGCUGCAUUGAGUCGAGUGAAGGCGGAGGAGCCACCUCUCUUUGUGAAGCAGCUGUUCCGCAUACGAGGGGACCUCGAUGUUCCUCUGGACGACCCUGAUAUUGCACGCUACCUUACCAAGCUCUCAUAG